Rattus norvegicus (Norway rat) is the source of this 1002-nucleotide messenger RNA. The record is from RefSeq and is a predicted model, not a curated record. Lineage: Eukaryota; Metazoa; Chordata; Mammalia; Rodentia; Muridae.
GCUUGGGUUCUAUCUGAUAGAAAUAGGUCACUAAGGGUUGUAUCUCAUCCGAGUUCCUGCCUUCCCCUCUCUGCUUUCCCCUACCAUCACUCUGGUCUCCACAGAUCAAGCUCUCCCAGUGUGUCUUCCAGCCAGGAGGGAACCUUUUGAAACUGUGGUUGUCUGCACCACGUACUUUGGUUACAGCGUCAUGACAGUGACUAAUAUAAUACAAGCAGCUCCUACAGGAUUCCAAACUCCCUGUCCUGUAAGUGUUUGCCUCAGAGUUCUAGCCUCAGGAAGCCCUUCCCUUCCUGGGUUUCCAAACCCAGUACACCCAUCCUCCGAUGAGGAGAACAUACUACUGAGAAUCGUGUCAUGUGAACCCUUUUCGCCAAGAUGGCGCCUAAAGCGAAGAAGGAAGCUCCUGCCCCUCCCAAAGCCGAAGCCAAAGCGAAGGCCUUGAAAGCUAAGAAGGCAGUGCUGAAAGGCAUCCACAGCCACAAAAAGAAGAAGAUCCGAACGUCACCCACUUUCCGGCGGCCCGAGACCCUGCGGCUCCAGAGGCAGCCAAAAUAUCCUCGAAAGAGUGCACCCAGGAGAAACAAGCUUGACCGCUAUGCUAUCAUCAAAUUCCCACUGACCACCGAGUCGGCCAUGAAGAAAAUAGAGGACAACCACACGCUUGUGUUCACUGUGGAUGUUAAGGCCAACAAGCACCAGGUCAAACAGGCCGUGAAGAAACUCUAUGACAUUGAUGUGGCCAAAGUCAAUACUCUGAUACGGCCUGACGGAGAGAAGAAGGCGUAUGUUCACUCGGCUCCUGAUUAUGAGGCUCUAGAUGUUGCCAACAAGAUUGGGAUCAUCGGGGUUGGGGAUUUAGCUCAGUGGUAGAGCGCUUGCCUAGGAAGCGCAAGGCCCUGGGUUCAGUCCCCAGCUCUGAAAAAAAGAACCAAAAAGAAAAAAAAAAAAAAGAUUGGGAUCAUCUAAAGUGAGUCCAGAUGGUUAAUUCUAAAUAUAUAC